UCACAUCAGCCUAUUCAUUUUAACACUUUGGCUAUCAGUCACAGAGCAAUUUUCUACGUUCUAGCUACUUAAAAAAUCAAAGAAAUUCCCACCAAAAUUAGCCGUCUUAGGCGGUAAACGAAAUUAACGCAAAUGAAAUGGGUCUGAAACGCUUUGUAUCCUCGUUGAUUCGCAAGUCACCGAUCAGUCCAUCGGAGCCUGGGAAAUUGGCUGCUGGCUGCCCGGCCGUGUUCGCCCAAGACGGCAUGUGGAGUGCCAAGUUCAAUAGUGCCAAGUCCAAUCCCAAUCCCAAUUCCAAUCCCAAUCUGGAGAAGAUUAACGGGCAGGCGAUCAAGCAAGAGGCACCCUCAAUUCGACUCCCACGCAAACGUUCUUGGCUACAGAGGCGCACAAUUCCCUCGUAGUCCUCGCGUGGUAAAAAUCCCCAGAAAUGCUAAAUCUGUAAUCGCAACUCCCCCUCCCCUCCCCCCGUCGACGUUUUGCAGUUUGGCGUUCUGGUGUGCAAAGUAAAUGAUUUAUUACUUCAA
Molecule: messenger RNA, 527 nt
Organism: Drosophila teissieri
Lineage: Eukaryota; Metazoa; Arthropoda; Insecta; Diptera; Drosophilidae
Exons: 1
Coding region: 138-404 (88 amino acids)
Source: RefSeq, a predicted model, not a curated record